AUGUGGGGUCGUGGGGAAUCCACAUUUGUUGACAUCAAUGAUGUUGCUGAGGGUGAUGUCAGAUUAGCUGUUGGAUUGGCAAGAGACAUAAUUGACCUCUCAGGUGUUGGGGUUCUAGCUUGGCGUUCUUUCCUUGUGGAAGGAGGUGGUGUGCUUUUGUUCCGCCUUUUGGCGCGGGAACGUGUCCCGGUCACUGGACCCAUGGGUCAGGGAUUGGUUGGAGGCUAUGUGAGUGAGGGUGUGAGGGGAGGAGAGAGCAACAUGGCUUUGAAUGUGAUGAUGAAAGUAGUAAUUGAUGUACUUCUAUUGCUGGCUGUUGCCUUCCCCAUCCUCCUGUUCUUCGUAUUGGGAGAACCAUAUAAGAGAGGCUUUUACUGCAAUGAUGAGACCCUCUCCUACCCAUACAAGGAUUCAACUAUCUCUAAUACUGCACUGUACAUAGUUGAUAACAAGCAUCAUUGGAGUGAUGUCUUGGCUGGAUCUAUUGUUGGAACCACUGUUGCUGUUCUUGUUGCUCUUUUUGUUUCAGACUUGUUUCCAAAGUAUUCUGAGAAACAUGGGAAAAAUAUGAAGCCUCUCAUUGAAACAGAGCUGACUGAUACAACAGAUAGAUCUGAUGGUCACAGAACCCCUGAAAGUUCACAAAAUUCUGCCAAGUCACGUUAUCAAGGCUAUGUGAGUGAGGGUGUGAGGGGAGGAGAGAGCAACAUGGCUUUGAAUGUGAUGAUGAAAGUAGUCAUUGAUGUACUUCUAUUGCUGGCUGUUGCCUUCCCCAUCCUCCUGUUCUUCGUAUUGGGAGAACCAUAUAAGAGAGGCUUUUACUGCAAUGAUGAGACCCUCUCCUACCCUUACAAGGAUUCAACUAUCUCUAAUACUGCACUGUACAUAGUUGAUAACAAGCAUCAUUGGAGUGAUGUCUUGGCUGGAUCUAUUGUUGGAACCACUGUUGCUGUUCUUGUUGCUCUUUUUGUUUCAGACUUGUUUCCAAAGUAUUCUGAGAAACAUGGGAAAAAUAUGAAGCCUCUCAUUGAAACAGAGCUGACUGAUACAACAGAUAGAUCUGAUGGUCACAGAACCCCUGAAAGUUCACAAAAUUCUGCCAAGUCACGUUAUCAAGGUUGUAGAAUGUGGUAUGUGAAGCUCAUUCUUGUAUAUUUUGGAUGCAGCUUCAUCCCAUUUUCCAAGGAAGCAAUGUCUGAAGAUCAGGAAGAUGAAAGAUUUAGGCACAUCAGGACAGACCCUCGGUUCCGUCCUCUACCUAAGAAUGAACGUAAGGUCAAAAUUGACAAACGCUUUCAGGCUAUGUUCAAGGACCAGCACUUUAAAGUCAAGUGCCAAGUUGACAAACGGGGGAGGCCAUUGCAGUUGGAGAACACCGAAGAUCUCAGGAGGUUUUAUCACCUCUCCAGCUCAGAUGAAAGUUCUGUAGAGGAUGAUGUAAUAGUGAAGAGUGAUGCCAAAGGUGAGAAUGUUGAAUUGAUGAAGAAUAAUGAGAACAUGGAAGAUGAGUUGGGAAGAGGUUCAGAUCAGGAACUUCCUGAGAAGACAGAGUCUGAUGGUGAAUUGCCAAAGAACUCAGUUUUACGAAAGAAGUUGAUGGAUAUGACUUGUGAUUAUGCACGUGGAGAGGGGAAGUUAUUGUCUAGUUCCAGUGAUGAGGAUUCAGAUAAUGAAUCCAAUGAAGAUGUUGAACAUCCUUGGGGAGAACUAGAUAAUGAUGCUCAACGCACUGACACAAUUGAAGAGACCUCCAAAGUUGCAGUCUGCAACAUGGACUGGGACCGACUCAAGGCCGUAGACAUCAUGGUGCUUAUGAGUUCUUUCUUGCCAAGUGGUGGACUCAUCAAAUCUGUGAAAAUCUAUCCUUCAGAGUUUGGAAAGCAGAGGAUGAGAGAUGAAGCAGUGGAAGGUCCAAAGGAGCUGUUGGCUGAAAGAGCCUUUUCUUCAUCUUCAGAUGAAGAGGGAGAGACUGAAGAGGGCAAGGGCUAUCAUGUUGAGAAACUGCGUCAGUACCAACUGAACCGCCUCAAGUACUAUUAUGCAAUAGUAGAGUGCGAUAGUCACCAAACAGCCAGUUGUCUCUAUGAAGAGUGCGAUGGUGCUGAAUAUGAGAGCACUGCAACUCGACUAGACCUCCGUCUAGUUCCAGAUACAGUAACCUUUGAGGAUGAACCACGAGAUCAGUGCAGUUCUCUUCCCCCACCAGGAAAAUACAAGCCAAAGUUCUUCAUAAAUACAGCCCUGCAGCAGGCAAAUGUUGACUGCACAUGGGACGAAACAGACCCAGAACGAUCUGAAUUGCUUCAGAAAGCCUUUGAGAAAGGAGAAGGUGAAGAGGAGAAUCUGGAAGCAUAUUUAGCAUCUGAUACAUCUAACUCGGAGCCUGAAGAGGAAGCAGUUGAAAGUGACAUUGAAGGUUCCCAAGUCAGCAUGACUGCAAAGGAUCGGAUUGCCAAGUAUCGAGAACUGAUACAGGACUUGGAGAAGAAGCAUAAGAAGAAGAAAGAGGAAAAGGUAGAAAUGGAGAUUACAUGGGAUGUAGGAUUGAAGGAUCGAACUGAAGAAUUGGUGAAGCAAAAGAAAGAAAAGGCUAGCCUUACACCAUGGGAAGAAUACCUCAAAAAGAAAGAGAAAUCUAAAAGAAAGAUAGAAGAGGAGACACAAUCAGAAGAGUAUAGUAGUGAUAACCUUCCAGCUGAUGUGGACCUCAAUGAUCCUUUUUUCAAGACUGUUGUAAAGGAAAAGAAACAGAAAAAGAAGAAAGUGAAGAAUGAAGAAGAACCUGUUGAUAAUACACUUCACUUGUUAACGAUGACAGCAGAUGUACAUGAUGAUAGAAAACAGCACUUUAAUUACAAAGACAUUGUGAAAGGUGAGAAUGAAUCCAAGACAAAGAAAAAAAGACGGCUGAAAUCAGAAGAAAACCAAAAAGAUCAAGAGAAAGAUGAGUUUCAAGUGGAUGUGAAUGAUUCCCGAUUUUCAGCACUUUUUAGUUCUCACCAUUUCAAUGUGGAUCCUUCACAUCAGCACUUCAAGAAGACCAGGGGUAUGGAGGCCAUAAUUGCUGAGAAACAAAAGCGUAUCACUCUGGGCUUGACCAAGAGUGCCAACUUGGAAACUGCUGACAAGAAGCUGAGAGACAAUGAGAUGAAGGCCUUAGUCCAGGAAGUGCAUGAAGGUUGGUUGAGUGUGAAAUGUGAAGACCUCCUGAAAUAUUUCUCACAUGCUGUGUCCGAAUUCACUCACUGUGCUGUUCGGUUUGCAAGGCCCAUUCACCUCUGUGAGAAAUGUGUUCAGCAGUAUCUGAAUGUCUCUCAGGCUCAUCAUGCCAUCAUUAUGGAGCAAGAUGAAAACAGUGGAGAAGGCUGCAUUUCAGAAUUAUUAAAUGCUGAUCGGAUCCAGAUAGUUGAAACAUCAUUUCAGUUUACAAUGAACUUGUGGGAGAAGGCUGCCUGUGACAAUUGCUUUGAGAAAUAUGGGAAUGGAACACUGACAACAGACCUGAACAAUGUGACUAAGUCUUUCAUGGCUCAAUAUAAGAAGAUGUUGGCUUGCUUACAGAAUCAAACUGAAGUUCUUGGUGUUCAUGGAAUUGGUCCUGAUACCUGGUCUGGGAAGACACGCAAUGUCACCUGUGAUAGAUGCCAGGAUUCCUACAGAGCACUGAACUAUAUUUAUGCUGAUGUUCUUGGUGAUAUUGAUGCAGAUCACAUUUGCAUGGACAUUGUGGAUGCAAUGAACAUGACUCGAAUGGUAUGGAGCCAAAACCUCAAGUGCACUCAGAGGAAUGUGACAGCAGAAGCACCCUUCAUUGUUGUGACAUGCAUGUGCAUCCUUCCACCUCUCUUCUACCUCUUGGCCUGGUGUCUUCCACAGCACCAGCGUGGCCCCAUUAUACGUCAGAAACGCUGGACAACGUAUGGAACUGUUGCUCGAUCUCCUGAACCCUUAGCUGAACAUGGUGUCAGCCCUCUGGAUGAUGAUCAAGGUUGUGACGAGUCUAUAGAAGCCCAAGCCCAACUUCAUGCAGAAUUGAAAGAAGAAUGAUCAUCUUUUUUCAUUGUCUCUCCCCUCUAAAUUUGAUCUUAUGAGAGAGACUCAAGACUCAAUUAUCUAUUCAUGAAAAUCCCUCAUGUUUCUUUUGUCCCCUCAUGAUUUGUGAUAUGGAGAUGUAUCUCGAAAACGCAAAA
Messenger RNA from Darwinula stevensoni, 4190 nucleotides. The record is from the annotation of a GenBank genome assembly. NCBI's taxonomy places the organism in Eukaryota, Metazoa, Arthropoda, Ostracoda, Podocopida, Darwinulidae.